Molecule: messenger RNA, 750 nt
Organism: Cladocopium goreaui
Lineage: Eukaryota; Dinophyceae; Suessiales; Symbiodiniaceae
Source: the annotation of a GenBank genome assembly
AUGUUUCUUUGUUCGCGAUUUUUAUCCAAGGGUUUGACAUAUUUACCACGUAGCCACGUGGGUCGUCGCUACAAGGCCAUAGUGGAGCAUGAGAACAACGAUGGCACCUUGACCGUGCGCUUCGAUAAGGAUGGCUAUGAGUACCACUAUCCACUUGUAGCGUGGCGUGUGCCGAAAACACGUCAUUUCAUUGAAGAACUGGAAGAAGGUGAGGUGCUCAAUGGCCGCGUGACGGAUAUCUCCUCCACUGGUUUCUACGUGGACGUGGGUGCAGAGGAUGAAGGCUUUGUCCACAUCGGCGAGAUCAAGGAGGGCCGUGUGAUCCGUAUCGAGGACGAGGUCCGUAUCGGUCAGGACGUGUCGCUGCGCGUGCUCUCCACCCAGGGGAAGCUCACCUUGUCAAUGAAGCCACCAGCCACCGGAUCUUCGGAUUCUAUGGGGCUGGCAGCGUUUCGAGACCUUCCGCCCGAUGCGCUCUUGCGUGCGACCAUCACAGAGACUCCUGCCUUUGGCGCCUUCGCGAUGGUGCAGCCACCAGCUGGGGGAGAGCCCUGUCGCGGGCUCAUCCAUGUCUCCGAGAUGGGCCGCGGCUUCGUGCCUUCUGUAGAGGAGACGGUUUCGGUGGGAGAGGAGGUCUUAGUGUCCGUGCUCUCUACGGAGGGCGGUCGACUUUCAUUGAGGCUGCAACAGAAUGAAGAGAGCCCUGAGAUUGAGAAGGGCAUUUGGCUGACCGGCUCUGUAGCGACUUAG